Molecule: messenger RNA, 3796 nt
Organism: Lethenteron reissneri (Far Eastern brook lamprey)
Lineage: Eukaryota; Metazoa; Chordata; Hyperoartia; Petromyzontiformes; Petromyzontidae
Product: intraflagellar transport protein 70A-like
Biological process (GO): intraciliary transport
Cellular component (GO): intraciliary transport particle B; axonemal microtubule
Molecular function (GO): protein binding; intraciliary transport particle B binding
Source: RefSeq, a predicted model, not a curated record
GACUUUACCGAAAAAACCUAAGAGUUACCAAAAGAACCAAGAAUAUAGUUGUUGUUUAAACUCCUAAGUCAACUUCCGGUGGCGAACGGAAACGGCGGUCGCCUCGGCAACCACCGUGCCGCGUGGUCGCCUAGGCAACCACCGGGCCACGUGGUAACGCGAGCGGCGCAUUCUGCGGCCUAGCGGGCGACAUCGCUGACUUUGGCCGCCCGCGUCCUCACGACGUCUUUUAAAACGUUACCCGUCUCGUAAUUCAGUGGACGUCGCCCUCCUCCUCCCCUCGCCACCGCCACCAUGUAUCAAGUGAAGGAAGGGGAGUUCACGGCGACGAUUUACACAAUGAUCAAAGAUGGUCGCUAUGGAGAAGCGAUCGAGAUCCUCAACAAUGAGCUGCAGAAACAGCCCAAGUCCCGACCGGCACUCUCCUUGCUGGCAUACUGCUCAUUCCAGAUGCAGGACUUUGCUGUUGCUGCUGAAUGCUACGAGUCAUUGGCGCAGCAGGCUGGGCUUGGCGACGAGGGCGCCGAAUAUCGGCUGCGUCAUGCGCAGUCUCUGUACCGUGCCAGUGCCUAUGCUGAGGCUCUCAAGGCCACACUCGCUAUGGAGGGCCCUGCUUAUCAAGCCAAGGUCCUGAAAUUGCAAGCCGCGAUUAAAUAUGGGGAAGAUGACCUGACUGGCGCCAAGAGCCUGGUGGAACAGUGUGCUGCAGAUGAUCCAGACACAGAGAACAAUCUGGGCUGCCUGUUAUAUAAGGAGGGCCACUUUGACGAAGCGUGCUUGCGUUUCACCACUGCCAUGCAGCUUGCGCCCUACCGACCCGAUCUAUCCUACAACCUGGCGCUCUGCUACUACAGCAUGAAGCAGUACGCCCCUGCCCUCAAGCAUAUUGCUGAUAUUAUUGAGAAGGGCAUUCGCACGCAUCCUGAGCUGAGUGUGGGAAUGACUACAGAGGGCAUCGAAGUGCGCAGUGUGGGCAACACGCAGGUUCUGCAUGAGACAGCCCUGGUUGAGGCGUUCAACCUCAAGGCAGCCAUCGAAUAUCAACUGAAAAACUUUGAGGCUGCGCAGGAAGCACUGACAGACAUGCCCCCACGAUCAGAAGAGGAGUUGGAUCCGGUGACUCUGCAUAACCAGGCACUCAUGAACAUGGAUACCCGGCCCAGUGAGGGCUUUGAAAAAUUGCAGUUCUUGCUGCAGCAGGAGACCUUCCCUCCGGAGACAUUUGGCAACCUUCUGUUGCUGUACUGUAAGCAUGAGUAUUACGACCUUGCUGCAGAUGUUCUGGCAGAAAACGCUCAUCUCACAUACAAAAUGCUUACACCGUACCUAUAUCAAUUCUUGGACGCCAUGAUAACAUGUCAGACUGCACCUGAGGAGGCAUUCCACAAGUUUGACGAAAUGGCAUCCAAGUUGACAGAACAGCUCCGCAAGCUCACCAAGCAGCAGGUCCAGGAUGCCCGGGCAAACCGUGAUGACGACGGCGUGAAAAAAGCCGUCAACGACUAUGACGAAGUGCUGGAGAGGUUCGUGCCGGUACUGAUGGCGCAGGCCCGCAUCUAUUGGGAGCGUGAGAGCUAUGCGGCGGUGGAGCGGCUUUUCCGCAAAUCGGUGGAAUUCUGCAGCGAGCACGAUGUGUGGAAGCUGAACGUGGCACAUGUGCUCUUCAUGCAGGAGGGCAAGUACAAGGAGGCCACCGGAUUCUAUGAGCCCAUUGUCAAGAAAAACUACGGAAAUAUUCUAGGCGUCAGUGCCAUUGUACUGGCAAAUCUCUGCGUUUCCUACAUCAUGACAUCUCAGAACGAGGAGGCAGAGGAGCUCAUGAGGAAGAUAGAGAAGGAGGAGGAACAACUUGCAUAUGAUGACCCUGACAAGAAGACCUAUCAUCUUUGCAUCGUCAACCUCGUCAUAGGAACUCUGUAUUGUGCAAAAGGAAAUUACGAAUUUGGAAUUUCCAGAGUGCUCAAAAGCCUGGAGCCAUACCAGAAAAAGCUGGGCACGGACACGUGGUUCUACGUGAAGCGCUGCUUCCUGUCCAUGCUGGAGAACAUGGCCAAGCACAUGCUCUUGCUACGCGACGGUGUUCUGCAGGACUGCGUCGCUGCCCUGCAGCAGUGCGAGUUGUAUGGCCGCAACAUCCCAGCCAUGGUGGAGCAGCCCCUGGCGGAAGAGCGAGCGCAUGGCGGGAGGAACACCGUGACCUACGAAGCGCGGCUGCUACAUGCAUUGAUGCUGCGCGUUACGGGCUGGAGGCAGUGAUACGUACACUCGGCGCACACAGGCGCCUUGCGCAGCAGAGGUGCUCCCACAUACAAAACAAUCUAUCUGUGUUGUAUUCGGCACGUCAGCCGAUAUGCGCACGCAACAAUACGCUCACGCUCACUCACAGUAGCCUAAGGCACCAUGAUUACAAAGCCGAGUCCAUGCUGAAAUCGUGCCUCGAUGGCAACGUAAUGUACCUUGCCUUUAUUACAUCUGUACGAAUACAUACUCAUGCCCACUCCAUAUAUCAGACAGUUGUGUAAUCAAGUACAUAUGCGUACGCUUACUUCAUUUUCAUAAAAAAAACAAAUUUCACUCGAGACACUUGACAAUGUUUACUGCACUCAUACACACGACUCCCAAUGCUUGUUAUACUUUUAUUGCCUCUUAAUCAUGUACAUGUACAGCCCUUUGUGUCAAUCCACCGCCGGGUUUUGGCGGUUGAUUUUUUGCGUAUGGUUGAACUUCUUUCGCCACCGUAUGUUGGGCCUCGGCAAGGUAAGGUAAAUUACCCUUUUUACCGGGUAAAAGGGUGAAGGGUAAAGGUGUGUUGACAUGCCAAGGGGUAAGGUAAAGGGUACAGGGUAAAGGUAGCUCGGAAGAAUUACCCGGUAGGGUAAAGGUAGCGCGAAGUAUUACCCGGUAAAUACGGUGCCUUGGUUACUACUAAAAGCUCCGUGGCGCAAGUCUGUGGCCUCCAUUUAACAAGUAAUAUUUUUAAAAACUAAAAAAAAACACGCUUUUAUUAAAUGUACUAGUAAUGGCAGAACUCCACGACUCCAGGAAGUGGCCCCGAAGCUUGCCAUGAAGUAAGGGACCGUGGGGAAUUUACAGCCUGCGUCAAUUUAGCGUGGACAAUUAGACCCAAGCCGAAACAUAACAUAUACAAAAUAAUGUUAAAAAAUAUAUCUUUUUUGAUAGAAUAUAGUCUUGUCAUCAGUAUGACAUAAGUAUACCAAGUUUGGAGUCGAUACCACAUUGGGAAGUGGGUUAAAAUUGAGUUACAAGAUUUGAGGAUACGACGACGAUGACAACGACGACAUCAACAACGACAACAAGCGUGUAAAAUUGGAAUAAUCGAGAGUAUUCUAUAUGGAUAAAGCGCUCUACCUAGCAUUUACCGUUAUAAACCUUGUUCAGGUGUAGUACCCUAGUAAUUACCCUGUAAUUGGGUAAUUUUUAUGGGGUAAGGGUAAAGGUAGGCUCGUUGCUUUUUAACUUUUACCUUACCUUGCUGAGGCCUACCGUAUGUAGCCAUCAAUACUCACUGACCACCAAGCUGGUCAGUGAGUAUUGAUCAAGGCAGGGAGCAUAGAAGUACAGUACACAUAGAUUUUGUUGCACUGGCUUCUGCCCACAAUAUAGCGUCAUGGAUUUUAGCACGUUUUAUUAAAGAUUGUCCAUCCAAGCACUAUCAUCCAGGCUCAAGUCGGUUUAGCUUCUAAGAUUUGAGGAGACCCAGUGCAUUUCAGGUGAUUUGUUCAAAAGCUUUUGAUAUUUGUAUAAAAUGUUUAAAAUAAACUCUUAUUUUCCAAAU